This is a messenger RNA of Gossypium arboreum, 1235 nucleotides long. RefSeq names its product GRF1-interacting factor 3-like. The record is from RefSeq and is a predicted model, not a curated record. Gene Ontology annotation, biological process: leaf development; positive regulation of transcription by RNA polymerase II; cell population proliferation. Bases 279 to 920 code for a protein of 213 amino acids. Gene Ontology annotation, cellular component: nucleus. Gene Ontology annotation, molecular function: transcription coactivator activity. Lineage: Eukaryota; Viridiplantae; Streptophyta; Magnoliopsida; Malvales; Malvaceae. The transcript has 5 exons.
UAAAUCGUUAGAAAUUGAUUCCAUCCUCGACAAACAUACAACACAACAAAACAUCGACCAAAUCUAGCAUCUUUUCUUCGAUUUUAUCCCAUUUUGCCCUUGGUUUAGGUUAUAUAUAUAUGCCUGCUCUUAAAUUCCUGAAUCAUCGUUGUUAUUAAGUAAAAACUCUAUUUCAAGAAUUAAAUUAAAUUUUAAAAAGGAACAAGAAUUCCUUCAUACUCAUCAGCUCAAACAAGGUUUAGGAUUUCUUUUGGAGUAAGGUAAAAGCUCACACAAAGAUGCCGCAGCCACCGCAAAUGAUUCCUGUGAUGCCUUCAUAUCCACCUACUAAUAUCACUACUGAACAGAUUCAGAAGUACCUUGAUGAGAAUAAGAAGUUGAUUUUGGCAAUUUUGGACAAUCAGAAUCUUGGAAAACUCGCUGAAUGCGCCCAGUAUCAAGCUCAGCUGCAAAAGAAUUUGAUGUAUUUAGCUGCAAUUGCGGAUGCUCAACCUCAAUCAACGCCAACAAUGUCGCCUCAGAUGGCACCGCAUCCAGCAAUGCAACCCGGAGGAUAUUUUAUGCAACAUCCUCAAGCUGCUGCAAUGUCACAGCAACCUGGCAUGUACCCUCAAAAGGUGCCAUUGCAAUUCAAUAGUCCGCAUCAAAUGCAGGACCCUCAGCACCUCCUAUAUCAGCAGCAUCAACAAGCAAUGCAAGGUCAAAUGGGAAUCAGGCCUGGGGGACCCAAUAAUAGCAUGCAUCCCAUGCAUUCAGAGGCUAGCCUUGGAGGUGGCAGCAGUGGUGGUCCCCCUCAACCUUCAGGCCCAAGUGAUGGACGUGCUGGAAACAAGCAAGAGGGCUCCGAAGCUGGUGGUAAUGGGCAGGGCAGCACAACUGGUGGGCAUGGUGGCGGUGAUGGAGCGGAUGAGGCAAAGUGACUGUCCUAAUCAGUCAUUUUGUUUGGAUACCAUGUGGCUGUUGAUAGUAGGUUUCUCUUACAAUAGGAUUUGUAUUCCCCUGGUGAUCUUCUCAUAGACUGUUGUAAAAUGAAAAUUCUUCUUAUUGCUUUUUAAUGUAGCAGUUUAGGUAGUUUAACUCUUUUUAAGAGGUUGUUGGCAUGCUAAUGAAUUAAAGAAACAGGCUGUUAAGACAAGGAUAGUUUUGUUGUAAGAGGAGGUACAAAAGCAUGUGGUUACUACCUCUGGAGCUGUCAUUUUUUAAUAACCUAAAAAAAUUGCAGCUUGUAAUCUAAA